Molecule: messenger RNA, 30131 nt
Organism: Lymnaea stagnalis (great pond snail)
Lineage: Eukaryota; Metazoa; Mollusca; Gastropoda; Lymnaeidae
Source: the annotation of a GenBank genome assembly
GUCAGAUCACAUGAUCAAUGAAAGCGGAAGACAUUUUGUCGGCUUGGAAAACAGGCCGUAUCAAAAUAUUGUUUGGAGGCCAGAGGAUUUUAUCCUGUAAUUUUUGUGAUGCAGUACUUAUCUUAAGCUGUUAAUAUGGCACUUAAGAAAGUUAAAGGGACUCUUGAGCGAGUUCUUGAUAAAAACUUGCAAGAUCUUGUGAGAGGCAUACGGAAUCACAAGGAAAAUGAGGUUAAUAUGAAUGAAUACAUUUUUAAGUAGUCUUCAUCCUAUUAUCGACAAUAGGUUUCUUGUCUUACAGAAGACAUGAUUUUAACUUAGGCUACAGGUGACGCCCCCGAAUUAGGAAAGUGAAAAGGGGUGAUACAUAUUUAAAUUCCUGUGAUUAUUCAUAGCAAAGUACCGGGAGAAUACCUAUUAUUUAAAACAAUGAACUGGUUAAUUUUUAUAUUUUUAGAAAACAAACUUAACAGAGAAAAGAACUUAACUAAAAAAAAAAAAAAGUUGAUAUUUUUGCCUACAAAAUCUAAUAAAUAGUUCAAAGAUUAGCCUACUAAUGCUAAUACUUAAUUGCCUCUAACCUUCCAACCCCCAGUGCAUGAUACCCUCUCAUAAUAGCCCUUGCAACCAGUGAAAUAUCCUCAUCAACACCAGGCACAGAAACAUAGUAUAGGAGCCAAAAUGAUCAAUAAAUUGAUCGUGGGCCCUUCAUUCUUAAUAUAUACAGAUGACUUAGAAGAAGAAGAAUUACUAGAUUAGAUAGCCUACCACUACUGCUAGUAUAUAUUAGUAUUGCUUUAUCUAAAAAAAACUUGUGUAGUAAACUAAGUAAGUAACUUGAUAUGACAUGAUCAUGAACUAAAUCGACUAAAUGAAAAUGAUAUGCAAGUACUAGUGACUAGUGUAUGACUAACUUAGGGCUUAGGGAGUAUGAAAAAUGAUUAUCAUUGAAUUGCAUAGCCUAUAUAAUGAAUUGAAUAUAAUCCAUUUGAUACUACCAGUAGACAUUUACAUUACAUUUAUACUAACCUUGGUAGUUAAGUUAUUAUAGUUAUAUUAUAUUAUUGUAGUAAGUUAGUCCUACUAAACUUUACUAGUACUUAGUUUAGUCUAUGACUGGAAUACUUAAGUAGUAAUGAGGCCUAUGUACUAGGACUAGUAAGCCUAAAUUAUAAUAGCAUGCUAAUAAACCAAGGCUAUAACUAGGCCUACUUCUAGGCCUAAGUGGUAAGUACUACUUAUUGUACUACACAAAUUAACAAUUACUUAAAUUUAAGUUUAACCUUUAUUGUCUAUUGAAACUCAUAAAAAAUGUGUGGUGAUAAAUGGAUGGUUGGGAAACUGAUCUCUAACUUUCUAUGUCCCCUUAAAAGUGAGUAAAAAUGUGUAGGCACUAAUUAUACUGUUUACACUGUUGUUAGCAGUGACUGAUACAUAGACACGGGUAUAGUUAUGCAAAUACUACUUUUUUUAGGCAUAAUUUAUUUCAUAAAAAUGAUUUUGAUGGUGCAUCUUUCUUCAUCCUUGUCCAUGUUAGGUUUAUAGCUGCAUUUAUUUUUCUAACUUUUUUCAAAAUAACAUAUUCAUUCAAUUUCCUCUGUUUAAGAACUAACUACACCAGGUGAUUAUUCUAAUACUAAUACUGGCAAAUAUCAUAUUGUUCUUUAAAAAAAUGCAAAAUGAUAACAAAUAUAAAAAAAUUGUUAAGUUAGUAUAAGUGGAUUAAUGGUUAGAAGAUAAUACAAAUUUGAAACCAAUGUAGAUUAGGGGCGUAGUAAAUAAAAUUAUAUUUAGAAUGAAAUAUUUAUAUCUUUGAGUUACGCAAAAUAAGAGGAAUUAGCCUCUAAGCUAAUUUUUUUUAUCACCGAAGACAGAAUAGUUAAGACUUGGGCUUUUUAAAAACAUUCUUAUGAGCAAACAUAAAUUUUUAAAUUUCUUGCUGCCAUCAAGUAUGGAGUAUGGUCAAUAUGAAUUAAACUUUGAAUAGACCUUUCCAGGGCUUCCUACAUUGCAAAAAAACUCUGUACAAUAGAAUUUAUAUUUUGUAACGUGGACUAAACAUCUUUAUUUGUGUUUAACUCUUUGUUACAUCAUUGUGCAACACCAAGAAGAAUGUAAUAUUCUGCUUGUACUACAGUUUGAGAUUUUUAUUUGACGUUGGGUACGUGCCAGAUAAGACCAUGCAUUUGAUUUGUUUUAUCUGUUUUAAGAAUUUUAAGGAUUUAAGCUAUGAGACAAAACGUUAGACAAUUUUAUUAUUAUACUUCACUGUCUCAAUUUUUAAAUGAUUUAAUAUUAUUAUUAAUAUUUUUAAUACUAUUUUUUGCAGAGCAAAUAUAUUGCAGAAUGCAUUGAUGAAAUAAAGCAGGAACUAAAGCAGGAGAAUUUAGCAAUAAAAGCCAAUGCUGUCAAUAAACUUACUUAUGUAAGUUACUAUUUAUUUUAAUAUGUAGAUAAACAUAUUUUCAAAUAAAUGUUCAACUAUUAAGUUAUUAUAAUUGUAAAUAAGUGUUUUUCUAACAAGGUAUUUAGAAUAUUUGUAUUACUCAUUAAAGUUUUAAUGAAGAGUUUUUUUGACCGCAUAUUUUACUUAUUUUUAUUAUCUGCUUCUUAUUUAAUCUUUAGUACUGAUUUUGCUCAACUAAUAUUUUAUGUCUCUUACUCUUAGCUUCAAAUGUUGGGAUAUGACAUAAGCUGGGCAGCCUUCAAUGUAAUUGAGGUUAUGAGCUCAACAAAGUUUACUUUUAAGGUAAAACACAGAAGAGUCUAUGUUAUAAUUUAAUCUGUUACAAUUGGAGAGUAUUGGCAGGUAUAUAAUUGUUAUACGCAGCAGAAUAUAUACAAGUAUUUAGUUGCUUUUUUUUUUACUUCAUAACAGAGUACCCUAUGGCUCUGUACUAAGUAUUUUAUGGGAGUGAGCUCAUUUCAUUUUGUUUUUACUGCAUGUUUUUAAGGGAGAUUAAGUUUUAUUAAAUAUAAUGUAGUCAGAGGGAUGAUUCAUUUAUACCUCUAUUAGAUAUUCAAAAUUAACAUGAAAAUUUUACUUUAAAAUAUUAGUUUUACAAAUAUUUUUUUUAUAAUCGUAUAAAUUCCUUUUACCGUUUUUUUUGUCCUGACUGUUAACAGCGGAUAGGAUAUUUGGCUGCAGCGCAAUCAUUCCAUGAAGGUACUGAUGUCCUUAUGCUUACGACUAACAUGAUCAGAAAAGUAAGAAACUUUAAAUUUUGUUUCUAAAAUUUCUGUACCGAAACGUUCUUGGAUGUAAUUUUUUAAUGUGAAUUUUUUUUUUUUUUUUUUGGUGAAACAAAAUGUGAAUUUAUGUUAGCAAGUGUCAAGCUUACUCUGCCCAUGCUAACUCUACUUUUUGGUUCAAUAAGGUUUUUAAACAAUUUCAAUUAUUACAUAUUGUGCUGAAUUUUUACUAGUUCUUUUUAUUUAAUGAUUUCAAGAAACCUUAUUGGUUGUUUAAACUCACUAUGUCUUCUUAAUGUUCCUUCUCUGUUUAAAACAGCUCUUGAUGUUCAUAGGAGAUUUAUUACUCAAUUAUAAGACAGCAGAUUUUAUUUUAAAUACAAAACUUAAUUCUUCUACUUUUGUUUUUAUUACAUAAGGAAUUGGUAAGUUGCUCAAAUGGGACUGUGGUGAUUCAUUUGUCAGCAUCUCUAACAAUCAGGUUUCUUGGAAACUUGUUAAUACACAUUCCAAGCAUGCCAACUAAGCCAGUAGCAUGUCUUUCUAAUGGCAAUUUUCUUAAAAUAAAACAAUUUUUUUAAUACCAUCAGAAGCUUAUUUUAUUAUUUUUUUUUUACAAAUCAGAGUUAAAUAAAUGAAUGUUUAUAUUUGAAGUAUAUAAAUUAUUUUCUCAGUGUAUUUAUGUUUAAUUUGUAGCAAGUUUCGACACAAUUAAUUGAUCUAGGGGCAAUAUGAUUUAUUAGAGGUGGGAGCAAAAUAUCAAAAUGGCUUAAUGAUAGGGUUCUGUAGUUUAAAUAAAGACAGCAAUUACAAAUUAUUGAUAAAUAAAAACAAAUUUGUACUUAGCAAUUAGAAGAAACAAGAAGACAGGUGAGCCAUCUUUAGUGGUUAUCCACUUUUGGCUUUUAACUUUAAGAUGGUAAUGGAACAUUCUUUUAAAUGUAGAUCGGUCUAGGCUGUAAUUACUUUGCCCUUCCAUCUUUUUUAUGAAUAUUCUUAAUUUUAAAAAGUCAUUCUAAUUAAAUAUAGGCUAAAUCAUAUUUAUUACAUCCUGUUGUAAAAUUGCCUAUUUCAUGAAAUUGACAGAAACAUGUCCAGUUCAUGAAGUGGACAGCAAUAAAAACUGCCCAUUCCAUGAACUGUCCUGUUGAAAGAAUAAGGAUAUUUCUGUAUUUAAGAUUGUUACUAUUUUAGAUGCUGUUAUUUACUUAAAUUGAAUGUCACGGCAAAUAAUUGUAAAUUGUUAUUUAAUUACAUGCUUCAAAUUUGGUUUAUGAUCUAUUAAAUUUUUAGAACUUACUUACAUUAUAUAUUAUUAAUUUAAGGUGUCAUUUGUUUUCUAUUUGUUAUCCAAUGAUGGGAGUCAUGGAAAAACUUUCAUAGUUAAAAUGUGUUUUUUUGCUUUCAAUUUUGCCCAAUAAUUUUCCUUGUUUGCUGAGAUAUAGACUUAGGAUAUAGUAAUAGUUUUUCCAGCAUUGUCUGCCAAAUUUUUAAUCUUUUUUUUCAAGGUUCUUUUUGAAAAGUGUCCACAAAGUCUUCCUUGCUUUCCCUUCUUCUUGUACAUUUUGAGGGCCCACCAUCAAUGUAUUGAUCAUUCUGGUUCCUAUUUUUGUAGAGGGGGUUUGUGUUUCUAUGCAUGGUUUUGAAGAGGAUACUUCACUGGUUGCAAGAGCUACUCGGCGAUGAUAUUAGCAACUUGGGGGUUGGAAGGCAGGAGGCAAUCGACGUAAAUGUGUCAAGUGUUGUCGCCUCAACUGUUCCCAUUGGAAGCUUGUUCCAGUCCCUGAUUGUCUUUUGCAGGAAUGAGCAGUUCAUUUACUGCGUUCUUGCUAUUAUGAGCCAGAACUGCCUGUCAUGGCCCCGACACUGUAUAGUGGGGGAGAGGCACGAGUUUCUGUUUAAUGCUUGAGCAGUGGACCAGCCAAUUUUUUUAUCUUGAACAUCAUGGCGGGACUGGAUAAUCAUCACCCUUCCUUCAAUGGUUACCAGCCGUGUUUCCAGCAUGCUGCCAGCACUUGAGGUGUUCCUGUUGCGGUUCAAGACAAAGCAUGCUGCCAAUUGCUGGACCGCCUCCAACCUGUCUAUGCUCUACUGGGUGAAUGGUUCCAGACUGAAGAUGGAUCCUUAAAUUUCGCCUUAGGAACCCUCAGGCCUUAUUUUCCUGGUGGCAAAAAUUGUAAAUGUGCUCGUCCCAGGGACCUCUCUUUGAAUGGUAACACAGAGGAAACUGUCUCAAGAAUAUGGCCAUGCAGUUCGUAAGGGUGGUGUAGAGGGGUUCUUCUUCUGGAGACUAACAAGGUCUGGCACUGGGCAGGAUAAAAAUCCAUGUCCCAGCUGAUCUCCCACUCGGCUAACCAAUGGAGGUCCUGUUGUAGCUGGUACUGGUCAGUACUAUUGUUGAUCGUCCUGUACACCGCUGUGUCAUCUGUGAACAGGCUUGCUUGGGAGUUCAACUUCUUGUGCAGAUCAUUGGUGUAUGCUAAGAACAAACAGGGGCCUAGUACAGGGGGGGGGGGGGGGGGACAACGACACCCUGACUUAACAUUGACAAAGGAGGAGCUUGUGCUGUCUACCACUAUGGCCUGGCAUCAGUACCAAUGAAAAACCUGUUUGCUGUUACGAUUUCGGUGUACAAUGUGUGAUUUUGAGAUGUCUUUUACGAGUAGUAACUAAAAAGUACAUCUUCGGUUGUUAGUUUUAACUAGCAUUAGCAUUCUACAUUCAGCAGUGAAUGGAUCCAGAAGUACGAUUGGUUUGGGACCAUCUAUAAUUAUAUUACAUUUGCCCUUAGGGGGAAAUGGAAUGGUGUUGAUUUAGGAGAUUUUGUGUAAUAGUGGGGGAAGGGGGUCUAAAUAUUUAAGAAUAUAAAAUUAACUUGCCACAUUUUUGUAUGAUAGUUGUGGGGGGGGGGGGUCUCGGCUAAGAAUAUGAAAGUUAUUAUGAAAUUCUACAAUAUUGAUCCAAAAAUAGCAAUUUAUGGCAUUUUUUUGUAGGAAUUAUUACCAUGUAUUUUCACAAAUGAACUUGCUAUAUACACUCAGAUAGAAGUCAGUAGUAGAGGUAUUGCCGCAAUAUAUAGUCCAACUUAUGUUCAACAUGCAUGUGACAUAUAUUUUGUUGGGCUACGCCAGUGGUUCUAAAAAAUUUUGUUUCCCAGUGCCUAUGCCAAAUUAUGUGUUCACCAUGCUCCAUGUGUUAAAUUGUAACAAGUACAUGUCCAAAUAGCGCAUACAUAGAAAAAUGUACACCCCCUUGGCAGACCAAUAAAAGGACUAUUGUUAGCGCCCCUUUUCUUUCUAAGUAAAUGUGAUUUUAUAGUUUAAUUCACUAUUAUGGUCCUUUCUAAAGCAUUUUGGCGCCUGUUGCUCUUCAUCCCAUUCUCAUGGCCCUGCCCGGGCUUUAUGACGUAAUUUUGUGACAAUUAUUUCUUAUGGCUGAACUGCGACUGGCAAGUGCUGAAAUGGAGAAAACUAGAGAAUGCAUUCUCAACAAUUCCGCACAGCAAUAUUAGAUAUUGUCAAAUUUUAUAGGAUCUGAGAGGGCCUUUGAAAUCUAUUUUAGAUCACGCUUAACAGCUGUAUUAUAAGAGUGUUGGAAUACGAUAAAGCUUUAAAGUGGAUUAAUUAGACACAAACAAUUUGUGUAAAUAAAACAAUAUAUGUUAGCUUUAAAGAUUAUACAAAAUACAAAUGUGGAUGUUUCGGCAAGUGCCUUCAUCAGUACAGUUUUAAAAAAUCCGACAAAAAACAUUUAUACGAGUAUUAAUUAAAUUUACAUAAUAUAUAUAUAUAUAUAAAUGUAUCCUACCUAAAAAUAGAGAGAAAAGAAAAAGAGUUUGUGUUUAAUUGUUUAAAACCGCUGCAUGAUUUUUAAUACCCCCUCUUCCUUUCACCCAUUUACAGCUUGUGGUAGUUAUCAGACUGUAAUAUGUUAACGGGAAAUAGGCAUAAUGGAUAAUGAUUCUUAUUUAUUUUAAUAAAGCAUAUUUUCCUAAAAAAUAAAUCUCAAGUUACCUGGUAGGAUUUAUGAUUAAAUGAUGCCCUAAUUUGUUAAUUAAUUAUUAUCUCAAUAAAUUUAUUUUAUGCUGAUCUGACUUCGAGUUUGAACCACAUUAAAUUUCACCAGUAACUUUAUUUUACCAGUGACAGACUGGGCUAAUGUGACCUGCAUGUUCACCUAAAUAUUAAUUGAGAUCUAUAGCAGAUGCUCACCUGCAAAACAAAGUGAUAGCAAUAUAAUAAUCAGUCAUCUACAUUUGAAAGUUACCUUUUUUGACACAAGCUUAACUGGAUUCCACUAGACACCCAAUGCGAGUAGUUAUUAAAUACAUUAUAUAUACAGUAUGUUUAUUUAUUUACUAUCAAGGUAUUUUAUUGUACGAUUUUGAGAUGAUGUACGAUUUUUGGAGUUCAAGGGUAAACAGAUUUGCCAUGAUCUUUAAAAGUUUUUUUGUUGGAAAAUAUUUAAUGUCUGGGCGGUUAUUCUUUGUGACAACUCAAAGUCUGUGAGGCUUAAAUAGCAUGAUGAAGUGGGGAUGAUAAAGCUGAAACUUAGGUCCCCAAGUUAAAUUUUGAUUCCUGAUUUUAAAAAAAAAACUUUUUGCAUGAAUUUUGAAGAUUGUUUAAGUUAAAGGCCUGCUUCAGAUAAAUAAAAGGCAUAAGGAGAUCCAAUGUACACAUUCUCACUGUCAUUUAUGAAAUUUUUCUUUGUCUAAGUGUUUCAGGUUGUUUUUUUAGCAGUACUUGGUAACUUAGCAUUAUUACUAGGGCAAAGAUUUUUAUCAUUAAAUAAAAUAACGUAUUUUGGAAAUGAUCAUUAUAAAAUAGGGGACGAUGGGGGGAAAAAAACGUAGCUGCAAAUGUGUAGUAGAAAUUCUUUUUAUAAUACAAGGAGAAGAAAAAUGAGAAGGAGAAUAAAAAAAUCAAAACAAGGAAUUUCCUUAUGUUAAAGUUUACUUCAAAUGUUCCAUGUCAGUGAUGAGACAGAAGGAUAUAGCUCAAGAUGAGCUGAAUAUGAACACCAUUUAAAUAUAACUUGAUUGAAUAAAGGGUUAAGAGGAUACAGUGAAAAUGAAUUAUUUCACUAAUGACACCACACACACAUUAUUGACAUACUAUUAUUGUUAUUUGAUAUAUCAACAGUGCAUUUUGAUGUGACUAUAAUUUAAUGAAGUGUAUUGCAAAAUUUCGCUUAUUCAUGACAUGGGCAAUUUUGUUUUUCGGGUGUGUCAUCUUUAUUAAAAUUGAAACAAAAAUAUGUUAAACUCAUGGAGAGGUGACUUUAAUGUUAUACUUUUAUGAAAUAAAUAUCUUUUGAGAUACUUGAUAACAUUGCCCCAAUAAUUGCUAGGCAUAGAAACAAGGUGUGUUGUUGGUCAGGGUUCUGACAUUCCGAUAAUGUAUAGUACCAAAUGAUGUUUUUUUCCACAAAUGGCUCUUCAGUUAAACAUAGACACAGAUAAAUUCUUUUCUUCUGUUACUUAGCAGAAUAUCACAUACACAAGACAUUUUACAUUUUUGUGUCAUUUGAACAUUUUAUUUUUAAACUUCUUUGAUAUGUAAUUUCUUUGUCAAUUCAUUUUAAAAGUUGCCUGCUAAAAUGUUAUGUAUUCCCCUUUUGCACACAUUUUAAUUACUUUAAUACCUUGUUUUUAAUUACAUUAUAUUAAGAUUCACUAUGCUAUAUUUUUCUCUGCCCUAUGAUUUAAUAUCAAACUCUUUUUUUAGCCCACCAUAAUUGUUUUUCCCUCUUCAUUUGUAAAUAAAAUAGUCCAGCCCUUUUAUAACAUUCGACUGUUUAAAACAAGUAAAUUUAGAUAUUAAUUUAUUGUUACUAAAAAGAUUUGCACUGUCUUUGUAUCCAAUAUCUGGGCAUGUUAAAUAGAUUGACGUUGAUUUAAUCUAUUUAAAGCAAUCAAAUUUUUCCACCUUAACACAGGUUCUUAAUUACAAAAGUAAAUGACCUAUUUUCCCUGCUUCACUUGUUUACUAACAUAAAGUUAUCUGUUGCUUUGAUUAUGAGAUUGUUAUUAUGAGAUAGCAUGAUGACUGUGUUAAUUGCUGUAUGCCUAGUGUCAGCACCAGACUGUAUUGCCUGGUCUGGGUUCAGAACAAGAUAACUGUGUAAUACUUAGCUUAUAGCUUUGCACUUCAUUCACUUUUAUAAAAAAAAAAAAAAAUUCGUAAGCCCAAAUAAGAACACAUUAAAAGUUAAAAAUCCAAGAAGCAUUGUAAAAAAUAUCAUUAAAUUAUGGUGUAGAAAGAUAUAAAUAAUAAUCAAGACUUAAAAACAAUGAAACGUCCACUUCUAUCUUGGGACACUUCUUCUACGGUAGAGACACUGAUGCAAUUUUAAAUACAAUUUUUGAGCUUUUGGGCUGAUUUUAACAAUAAGAAUGAGUUUUUGAAAACUUGCAGGUCUAUUCAUCAUGAAACCCUUGGUAUUGGGAUUUAGCACCAAUUUUUAAAAGAUACUUUCCAUUAUCAUUUUAAAUAAAAUUUUAUUUAUUAAGAAAGCAAAUUUAGCAUCCCAUCACAAAAUUCCUGCUUAACAUGAAUAAUUAAAUAGAAAAAAACAACUGAAAAAACAAUUCAUAAAUUAAGUCUUUUAAAAUGAUUUUUAUCUAUUAAAAUUUUUCUUAAAUAGCUAUUUGAUUUUUAGUUAAUAAUUUGUUUACAAAUUUUCUUAUCAAAUGUAAAAAUUUUAGUUUUGUUGGCUUUCUUUUUCUCCAGGAUAUGAGUAGCCAAAACAUGUAUGAUUCUGGUGUUGCUCUUAAUGGCCUGUCAUGUUUUAUCACCCCUGAUCUUGCCAGAGACUUGGCAAAUGACAUUAUGACCCUGGUGAGCAGAGAAGAAUAGUUUAAGAGUGGUUUUGUCUAAAUUAUGCACAUUCACAAGUUCUUUUCAUGUUACCCCUAGAGGACUUGAAGGCUAAAUUGUCUUUUAAAAGAAAGGUAGUUCUAUAUGUGAUAAAAUUCAUUUUGAUACAAGUUUGUUUUUUUAUAAAAAAUCUGUUAUAUCCUUAAAGUUAUCAUGUCUAAUUUGAUUUUCAGAUGACCUCUUCCAGACCCUAUCUUAGAAAGAAAGCUGUCCUGAUUAUGUAUAAAGUGUUCUUGAAGUUCCCAGAAGCUUUGCGCCCCGCAUUUCCAAGACUGAAAGAAAAAUUGGAAGAUCCAGAUCCAGGUAAAUGUCUCAGUAGUAGUAUACAGUCUUAAGUUUAACUGCGGCACAUUUGUACACAUAAACCUUAGAUUCAUGAAAAGUUCUUCUAAUGCCAAUGGAGCUCCAUGUUGUAUCAUGUGUUCACUUGUUUAAUGCUUGAAAAACAAUUGUAUUAUUUUAUAAUUUAACUUAAUUUCUUGAAUUCCCCAGUUGUUUGUAGCAAGUAAUUAUAUUAGAAAAAAACUUUUUGUGACUUUUUAUUUCUUUCUUUUAGAAAAUUUUUCUGCUCCACACUAAUUUUUGUUUAAAAAAAUUGUAUUAAUAAAAAAUUAUUGUAUUACUUCAGGAGUGCAGUCAGCAGCUGUUAAUGUUAUCUGUGAAUUAGCCCGUAAAAACCCACAGAACUAUCUGUCCUUGGCACCACUCUUCUUUAAACUAAUGACCACAUCCACUAACAACUGGGUUCUUAUCAAAAUCAUAAAGCUGGUGAGAUUUUGUCUAUUUUUUUAUCGUGGUCUUUAUUAAUCAUAACUGUAAACUUAUUUAUGUUGGUUUGACAUUUUAGAUACAUUCAGAAAAGUCAUAAGAAAGACUGCAUUAUUUAAAUAGCAAUACAUAUGAUGGAGUAAGAUUGUGAGUUAAAAUGACAUUAUAUUUUCAUGAAAGCUAUUCAUUGCACCAACGGUUUUGUUAAAAAUAUAACUCAGUUAUUUUCUUUACAUGCAGUUCAGUGCAUUAACACCAUUAGAGCCUCGGUUAGGAAAGAAACUCAUAGAGCCACUGACAAACCUCAUUCAUAGGUAAGCUAGAAUUGAUUAUAUUUUUUAUCUUUUAUAAUUAUCUUUCACUUUAACCUGUAUUUUUUUUUUUAAACUCUUCAUAACUCUUUUAUAAAGAGCAGCUAUUUAUAUGCGCAAGCAAGUUAUUUUAGCUCAUAAAAUUUUGUAUUAUUUAUUUUUUAAAGUAUGCUACAUUUAUUUCAUCGUACAAUUUGUUGAAAAAUAUAUUUUUAACAAAAAUUAAAAGAUUUUUUAAUAAUUUUGAUUUUUUUGCGAGUUUACGAUUCACGUAACAUGCCAAAGCGGGAGUCGCCAUCUUAGGAAAAUUUGUGCAAGACGCUUUUUGACUCCGCAGCACAAAAUCUUGAAUAAUGAAUAUUACUGAUGAAAAUAUCAAUCACCUUUUAACUGAAUCUUCCGGGAAAGGUAAUUGGGAACCUGAAUCAAGUGAUUCUGAUUCAGAUUAUGAGUAGAAUCUUCUUUUGCAGCUAAUUAUAGUUGUCUACACUAGAAGGUUAGUAAUCGAGUGUUUCGUCAUUCUAAAUGUUUAAAUUUUUGUUUUUAAGCAUACUGAAAUAUUUAUUAGCCAUUUUUAACGGAAUGGACGUAAAUAAAAUAAUUUUAUAUGUUUAUAUUUUAUUACAUAGAUAAUUUGAGAAGUCAUUUUUAGAAAAUGUUGUUAAAGAAUUUAAACGAUACAAUUGGCACUGCUUAUUAUGAUAUGAAAUUUGACAUCUAUGUCAUGUGUGUUGUAAAAAUUUAAUUCUUUGACGUUAAAUUUUAUAGUCAAAUGGUUUUUAGACAGCAUUGAAAAUAUUAAAAACUGGAAAUUUAAGUAAAUUACAUAUUUUAUCAUUUCAUCCUUAAAAGUAGCAUAUAGGUCUAUAAUAGUUUUUCUUUUACAUUCACAGGGUAAACUCAUAUAAUGUUCAAGUUGAUGACCCACCAGAUCCCACACCUAUGUUUCUCCGAGCCAGCAAGCCAGGCUUACAUCUGAGGGAAGAAAUGUCAACAUGAAUACAGUGAGCCAGUUUCGUCAUCCUAAAGGUUUUAUAGAUAUUUUUUCACGCUGGAUUUGGUUGAAACAUUUUUAUAAUAAACCAGCUAUUCAACUACCAUGGGACCUUCUAAACCUUCUAUCAACAGAGGUUGGUUGAUAUUUCAACAGAUAUCAGAUGAAUUUUACAAAUUUCUAGGACCACUAAUGUGCAUGGCAACUGUACAGGUCCCCAGUGUACAAAAAUACUCAUCAACUUCAACAAUCUUUCAUUUUUACCAUGACUUUUCGGCUAAUGCCUUAUUCCCAAAAACAGAUUUAUUCAAAUUAUGACAUCCUUCAAAGUUUCUAAUACUGAAACAAAAUAAGGAAAAACAGUCCAAAGUGAAUUGGUUGUCUGGCUUUAGCAGAAGAAAUUGAAAAAAACAACAAAGCAGUGUGAUGCGCGGUGGAUAAGAGUUAAUGUUCAGUGAAGAGAAAAUAAAACAGUCUCACUUAUUUCAAAUAAUAUGUAAGCAAAUGUUUUUUUUGUUGGUUUUUUGUGAGUGAACAGAACCAAAACUGAUGGUGUAUUUAGGCAAUUAUUGGUGAGAAAACAAAUAUUGUCAAAUAAUAUUUUAUCAUACAAUUCAUUCAUGUGUAGUGUUGAUCGGAUAUGUCACCCCAAGUAAAGAGAAAAGCACCGGAGAAACCAUUUUUUCCAUUUUGUUGAUAUUGCCAUCAAUAAUCUCUUCAGGAUUGUUCAUAAGAACAUUUUUAUAGAGAUGAACUAAAGCUACCUAACAUUUAACUCUCAAUUGACUUCACUGAGGAAAUUAUUUGAGCAUUAGAUGAUUUACUAAAGCUGAUGAUGUUCCAAGUGCCUCAAAUGUAAAUAACACAAAAUAGAAUAUAAUACAUCCAAUAGUUCAUAAAUGCACGGAUUUAAAAAGACAUUCUACAGAGUGAUAUAAAGUAGGAACACAAAGAAAAAAAAAAUACAAAAACAAAAAUAGAAAAUUUGAAAAUUAAAUUUUAAAAAAAAAAAAAAAAAAAAGAAUUUGAGUACUUGUACCAUAAAGUUUAAAUUUUUUAGUAUAUUUUGAAAUGUAUAAAUAAUUUUUAAAAAGGUAAAAUAAUAAUAACCUGUAAUUUUUGUGAAUACUUUCUGUAGCUGUAGUGAAUUUAAAUUUUUUAUUAUUGAAACAUUUUACAAAAUAUUUUAUAUUUUGGUCAGAUGCUCAUGAAAUCUUCGAAAUUAUACUUAUGACAUACAAAAAUGAAUUUUCUUACUGAAUAAACAUAUUUUAUUAAAUAAUUUCAGGUGGUUUGUUGUUUUCCUUCUUUGCAUCUGAUCAACAAUUUUUUUAUUUUUUUUUACACAUUUUCAUUAAAAAUUUAAGAACAAGUUUUUGACUCUUAUGUAAGGUCACUGGAAAUCUCAAGAAAAUCAAGAAAAAUUCAAGGAAUGUAAAAAUUUACACACACAAAUAAUGCUAGAUUAAAUUUUUUUAAAAUAAAAAAUUACUAUACUGUUUUGUUUUUGCUUCAAGAUAAUUGAAAGUUUCAAAUUGCAAUUUUUUCAUUUUGCUUAAUAUUUAUAAUUUAACCUCUCAUAUCCUACAUUCUAGCACUUCAGCAAUGUCCCUUCUCUAUGAAUGCAUCAACACGGUUAUAGCGGGUAAGAUCAUACAUUUAGCAUUUAAAAAAAUACAAUAAUACAAUGAAUACAGCCAUGUUUCAGAAUAAAAAUUUAAUGGGGAAACAGCAUGUUUAUUCCAAGUGUAAACAUGUUUCUUCCAUUAAAACAUGAGAUGUUAGAUUUAAAGUAAAGCCUUUGAGUUUGGGUUUAAUCAUUGCAUUCAAACUCAAUGAUCUCUUUACUUUAUAAUCAUGAAGUUAUGCAUUAUGUUUUAUGAUUGCAACAAAUAGAAUGUAAUGUUUAGGUGUCGAAGCUGUAUUUAAUUUUAGUUUUUUUAAAGAAAUAUUAAUUUGAAUUUUUUUUAUUCUCUGUAGUUGUAGUGCCAAUAAGAUAUAACACACUCUUUGUUAAUCCAAGAUAAAUGAUUUUUUAUCAUGUGCUGUUUCAAGAUGUAAUUUAAUAUUGUGGGGAGAUACUGCAAUGAUUCUAGGUUGAAUAAAAUAUUUGAAAUAAAAGGACAUACCAAAACAAUGAACAUGUCAGCAAGAAGCCUUCUUCAGCGAUCAGACGAGUAGCACAAAUAUAAAAAUUAAUAUAAACACAUUGCUGAAAUGUAGUAUCACUGACUAACAGCUUAAACGGAGCUAACAUUUUAUUUUUUAUUUCUUAUAUACAAGAGGGGUUUGUCCAUUACAGGUGCAGUUUUUUUUUUUUAUCUUUCCUCCAGUUCAGCAUCAUGUUUGACUCCCUUAUCAUUUCAAAUUGAUUUUCCUGUUUUCCCAGCGAUUUUCCUUCAUGGAUGGUUUCAGCGGCAUGUUUUUUUUUAUUAAGAUCACAACUAUGGUUGAAGAAUGCACUUGUAUAGAAGCUCUCCCUGAAAUAUUUUAUUAUAAUUUAUUCUCUGGAUAGUUCAAAGGGUUUCCUAAUUUUUAUUAGCAUGAAAAAACAAUAAAUAUAUGUCUGCAAGGAAACUUAUUUGAAUAAAAGCAACAAAAAAAAAAAGGUAGAAAUCGUAUUUAAAUCAUAUCCACAUGACCCUUCAAGUGACUCUUGUUUUUUUCUUUCCUCUCUUACUUACAGUUCUCGUUUCUAUAUCUUCAGGCAUACCCAACCAUACAGCUUCCAUUCAGGUACUCUUGGUUUGUCUUGUAAACAUAAUGCCAUGAUUUUAACUAUUUUUAUUUUGUUUAUCAUUUCAGCUAAUCUAUCCACAUCAAAACAUGAGUUUGGGUUGCACUAAGCACAAAUGUUGUGUAAAUAGCCAUAGCUUAAAAUAAAAACACAAAUUAAUGGAACAGUUCAAAAUUGUUAAUUUUUUUAAUAAAUAAAAUAUCCAUUUUAUCUGGCUUGGUUACCAUUAUAAAUUCUUUGAAAAUGUAAAAGUUGAAUAAUUACUUCUAAAAAUAUAUACAUUUUUAAAAAAGCAAAGGCAAUGAUUCAUGUGAGAGGGUUUGGGGCGGUGGGGGAGCCAACAUUUUAUAUAUCUAUUGAAGUUACCAUGAAAGACUGUAAAUUGAUAUUAAUAGCCUUGUGCAACAUCUGUGCUUUGAUGGGUGAAAAGCUUGUUCUUUGGCUUGGGACAACCAUUUUAAGAGUAGCAUGUGGAUUAUGCAUCGUAAUAUGUCACCCAAAAGCGGCACAACUGCUGAAGAAUUUUUUCCAAUUAAAAAAAAUAGGGUUAAAAAUUUCAAAUAAGCUGCAAACCAAAGUUUAAAAGCUACAUAUUAAACUCUAUAGCUUUGGAUUUUCUUAUUGAAAUGAAAUAGCAGCCUAACAUGAUCUUGUAAAAACAUAAACCUGCUAAAGUAGUUUGCUCUGAUUUUAUUUUUAAAAAUUUUCAAGGCAAUACCCAACCACUACAUUUUUAAUCCAUCUCUAAAUGCUUUUAAAUGACCUCAUUAUUUGAUUAUAUUAAUUUUUUAAACUUUAUUUUUGGCCUUUUUUUUUUUUACUGACAAAGCUAACAAAGUUCGAUGCUCUAGGCAACAAUCCUAUUGAAUAUGACAUCUUUGUUUCCUUAUUUCUUGUCACCCUCUCCCCCCUGCAGAUACUUGCAUACAGCUGUACUUUUAAAUGUGCAUGCUAAGAGAACUUCGGAGCUAUGUAUGAAAUUACUGUUUCAGAUAGAAAGAUAAUGACUAUUAAAGAAAAAUUGGGGUCUUGUUUUUGAAUUUGAGAAAUAUUAGCAUGAAAUGGUUAUGAACUUCUUCUUUGUGCAUAAAGUCUUUAAAAUUUCAAAAUUAUCAUUGAAGAAUUAUGGUUACUUUAACAUUUGAUACAAUUUUAAAAAUACUAUUUUCAUUUUUUUUUCCUGACUUGAAGACACAAUUAAAGAACAAAAAAAAAACCACAGUUAUUUUAAAAAUAGUGUGUGUGAAAAUCAAUCCAGUCUGAAAAAUAAGCUUUUACAACUCCCAAAAAAACCCCCACAAAUUAUUAAUUUCAAGACUAAACAAUACGAAUUAACAAACUUUCUAAAUAACCCUACAUAGGUGGCAUAGAUUUUUCAUAAUGUCAUUAUUACUUAAAUCAAUAAUUCCUACUUAUCAAAUUCACCUCUGAUCACUAAGUUUUAAAGUAUUCUAUAGUGUAUGAAUCCCUUGUUGUAUGUACCGAAGAUGUUCUAUCUCUCUCUUGAACGCAGUCUUUAUUAUAUUUUUAAAAAAACAUGUCAGGGCUUUAAUUUUAAUCCUAACCUCAAACUUCUUUGUUUUCAUAGAACUAAAAUUCCUUACCAAAUAACAUUGGAGUAAGUGAUAUAAUAGUAUACAUAUUGUUUUAUUUAUUUGUAAUUUAUAUUAUAUCUUCUGUAGGUUGUGUUAAAAGAAUUAAAUCAUUUUAUACAAAUAGGGGCCUUAGGAAAUUUGUUGUCAUUUGUAAAUGGAAAAAAAAAAUGUGUUGCAGCUACAUUUCAUUGAUGUCCUCUGUUUAUCAUCCACAAUGGUUCUAUGCCACCUUUAAGUUUUAGUCAGGUGAUUAGAUGUCUUGAGCUUGGGGUUGUUGAUUUUGUAUAUACUCUUUGUCUGUUGAAAAAUGUAUACAAACGUAUGAUACUAUCCAUAUUUCAUGAGGCACUCUACCAAAGUAAUGCCUCCAGACCUGCCAAAUCAGCUCAUGAGUGCAGCAUUUCCAAUUGCUCUGAGAUGCUGCUCUUUCUCUUUUAACAUGUUAAGAAAAUUAACUUUUGUACAGCAUUUUAUAUUCAUUUGUGCAACAAUGACCAUGAUAAGUGCUUUAAGCUGCUGUUUGGCUGUAAUUUGUGUUCAUUGUUAUUUGUGAUUGGGAUUUGUAAAAAGCAUGCAUUGAAAGUACAGCUACAGCAACCCAUUUAAAAUUUGAUUUUAAACUAUACUUAAAUGUAUGUUUGUUUCUCAGCUAUGUGUUCAGAAGUUACGCAUUCUUAUUGAGGAUUCAGACCAAAACUGUAAGUUGCCAAUUCAACAGCAUGUUCUUAAUAAAAAAUUUAAGCACCAGUAAUAUAUGUAUACGUUUCACUGUUAUUGCUUGUUUCAGGACUAUUUUAAUAUGUCAUCCAUUGAGAGUUAGAGAUGUCAUUAGUAUUCACCAUUUGUGAUUUAAAAGUGAUAAAACAAAACAAAAACUGACUAAAUUACUUGAAUGAUAAAAUUUGAGCAAAAAAUUGCUUUAAAUAAAUUGAUUAGUUAACAUCAUUAUUCACUUUACAAAUAAUUGAAAUUUUAUACAAAUUUUUUAACUGCUGAUUUGAUACUUUUUCAUAUUUAAAUGAUAACAGGCUCAUGAUUUCAACAGCUCUGAAAGAUGUAUGAAAUUCACAUUGCUCUUUUUUUUUAUUUAUUUAUUCUUACAAUGGUCCCUUACAGUGCAUUUUUAUUUUCAGUGAAAUAUCUGGGUUUACUGGCCAUGUCUCGUAUAUUGGCAACACAUCCCAAAUCUGUUCAAGGACACAAAGACCUAAUAUUACAGUGCCUGGAUGACAGAGAUGAAUCUAUUCGGCUCCGAGCCCUGGAUCUGCUUUAUGGAAUGGUAACAGCUCAAUAAGUACUUCCCCCUCAUUGUAAACUUUGAACAAAAUCAUUUAUUAUUUAUUGUAACUUAAUCUGUGUCAAAAGACUAUUUCAAAUGUGUGUUUUCCCCACAUGUUUAGGUGACCAAGAAAAACCUGAUGGAAAUAGUUAAGAAGUUGAUGGUACACAUGGACAAAGCUGAGGGUUCCCAUUAUAGGGAUGAGCUGUUGUCCAAAACAGUAGAGAUUUGCAGUCAGUCAAACUAUCAAUAUGUCACCAAUUUUGAAUGGUAACUUGUUUUAUAUAUCGAGCUCUCGUGAAUAAUUGUUGAGAAAAACAAAUAACUAACUUUUAGGACAAAGUCAGGUCUUUAUUUAUAAAUUACUUAACAUUUAUUUAUUUAAAAAAAUUACUAAUGGCAGAUCAGUAUCUUUAGACUUGAAGAUAUUAUAAUUUUAUUCAAUCUAGGUAUGUGAGUAUAUUGGUUGAGUUGACAAGAAUGGAGGGCACAAAGCAUGGGAAGUUGAUAGCGAAUCAAAUGUUAGAUGUGGCCAUCCGUGUACAAGCAAUACGCCACUUUGCAGUUUCACAAAUGGUAUGACAAAAUUAACUUUCUCAGUUAAAACUUAUAAUAGUUUUCGUUCUUUAAAGUUACAGUUCUUCAGUCGUUUCAAUCAUUCAAAAAUUGCUCACUGAAAUUCUAAUUUGAUAUUUAAUUUGUUUAUUUCGGGAUCAUACAUUUCUGGAUGUAAAUUUCUUAUCUCUUAAAAAAUUCAGGCUCUCUUGCUGGAGAAUUCACACAUACUGGCUAACAAUUCGCAGAGAAAUGGAAUCUGUGAAGUCCUUCAUGCAGCAGCCUGGAUCUGUGGAGAGUUUUCAGAGUGAGCACAUGUUGCAAAUAUAGUCUAUGCAAAAUUGCCUAGUUUUUAUAGUUCAUUUCAUAAAAAGAACAGGAUUAAGUAACCAUUACUAUUAAGUUUCUAAGCAAAAUUGCAUUGUUUGACUGUUCAUUUCUUACAAUUAACAGUAUUAUGUAACAUUUUCUAUGAACUUCCUGUGUGAAAAUCUGUGCUUGCAGAGGUUAUUUCAACUUGUGAAAUCAUUAAUAAUUUCUGUCAGGCAUUUGAACAAUCCUAAAGCUACACUGGAGGCCAUGCUAAAGCAAAAGAUCACAUCCUUACCUGGUCACAUACAGUCCAUUUUUGUGCAAAACAUCCUGAAAUUAUAUGGCAAGAUCCUGAAAGCAGCUGAGGCCAAGGAAGAUGAUGAGUUGAAGAAGGAAGUUCACACACUGCUACAAGAAAAACUCCCUGUGUUUAUUCAGAGUGGUGACCUGGAAGUUCAAGAGAGGGUAAAUCAUAAAUUUUGACCAAGUUAAUUUAAUUUUAAUGUUUUAACAUUUAUUUAUAGGAAGGGCAACCUUAAGAUAAAAUUGUUUUCCUGUUACCAGACUGUUGAUUGUUGUCUUAUGUUUAGAUGGUUAACUGACACAAGUUUCGAACAAAUUGUGUAUCUAUGGAACACACAAACAACAUACAUCCCCCGUCCCCAUUGUUACAAUUAAAAAUCAAAUUAUUAGCAACUUCCAACUCUUGGGUUAUACAAAAUUAAAAUGACUUGAACAUUGAAAACAAUAUAUUAAAACACGGUUUACAUUUUUUAAAAACUUGUUUGAUUUAAUUUGAAAUGUUAUCAUUGUCAAAAGACUCUGGUGAUAUUAAUAAAAGUUAUUUUUUAAAAAUGGUUUUAUACUUUCCUUUAAUUCCUUUCUGUUAAUUAGCUGUUUUUCUUGCCCUUUUCUAACAGGCAUGCAGCAUUCUUCAGAUAGUGAAAUUUGUGGUUAAACUUGAGAUGAAAGGAGCAGCUGUAGCUGAUGAGGUAGAAGGCCUGUAUUCAGGCGAGCUUAAUCCAGUGGCCCCAAAAGCUCAGAAGAAGGUCCCAGUCCCUGAAGGGUAAGGUUCUUAUUGUUUGAACAAAUUAACUUACACAUUCUUGGCAGAGUUUUAAAAAAAAAUAUAACUCCUUUUUUAAUAGUUGAUUGUAUUGAAAGAACCGGUGCUAGUUUAAGAUUUGAUAUACAGCUUAACAUCUUUAUUCAAUAUUUUGUACAAAUAAUACUUUUGAUAGAUUUCAUGAGGUACAUUAAGUUUAAUUUCUCUCCUCAGUCUUGAUCUAGAUAAAUGGAUAAAUGAACCAGUUGAAGACAGUUCAGAUGAAGAAGUUGGCGGGACAGCAUUCUUCCUUACAGAAGAUAACCAACACAGGUUGGCAGCAUAAUUAGAAUUCAAGUGUUGAAAUAAAUGUCAAAAUGAAACCAUUAUUGAUCUAUUAGGAGUGUAAUUGGAAAUUAAAUUCUUACAGAAAUGUUGGUAUGAAACAUAAUUCUGGGAUGAAAAACAAACACAAAACCUAGAACAGUAAAAUAGACUGAACAACCAAGCCCAAGAUUUUGAAGCAUUUUUUAUUUGUUUUUAAAUAAUUUCAUUUAUAUGUAUUAAAAUAAAUAUUAAAAAAAACAAAAACCCAUCCAAGUUGCUAAUUACUCAUUAUUCAGAGAUAAUAGUUACAUGAGCCCAUUUUAUUCUACAGGUCCUCGUAUCAGUAUGGAGAAGAUACUAGGCCAGCAUAUGAGCCAACAGAAGAGGAGAUAGAAAAGGUGGUUGUCUUAUGUAUAUUUUUAAUAGUUUUUUUUUAUUUAUUACAUGCUAUAUUAAAGUUUUAAAGAUUUUAUUUACAAAAAAUUUUGUAGCAAGGGCAUUUAUUGUGAAUGUGUUAAGCAAUGCAAAUAUUUACUUCUACAUUUUUCUUUUCCUUUUCAGAGAAGAGAAAUAAGAAAGACUGAAGUUGAGCACAAUCCACACUAUCUGAAAGAUGAUGGCAAAGGAAAGAAGAAAAGUAGAACUAAAGAUUCAUUAGAUUCCAAGGAUAUUCCUCCGGUAGCUGAGAUUGAUUUGUCCAUUCCGCUUCAUGUCCCUGGUAAUCACUACAUUUACAUUCAUAUUGAUCCAUGGCUCUAUAUUUUUUGUGUUUGAAAGUUAUUAAUUAGUGUAAUUUUAUUUAAGCCAACAAGAUGCUAUAAGAAAAUGUUAUCAUUUGAAGACCAUUUUUCACUUAUAUCAAUGCUUUUAAUGCUGAAAAAGUUAACAAAUUUUGAACUUGAAAACAAAGUCAGUUAAAUUUGCAAUUAAUUUUUUGAAAUUUUCUUUUAAAACGAAAAAAUUAAACCCCUGAAACAUCAUGAUUUAACUUUCAUUGGGGUGCUUUGAAUAGAAUAGUAACAUGAUUUGUUUUUAAAAUUCACUGUUAAAACCAAAACUUAAAGAUGUUUUAGAACAAUUUUUCUCUGUUUAUAUCAAAUAAACCUCUUCACAUCUUAAGCAAGAGUUAUUUGAUUGAAAAUGAUUUUUUUUAAAUGUUUUUCUCUGUAUGAAUCUAUUUAUUUUCAGGAAUGUCAUCAUCAGACAAGUACAUGAUGUUACAGCAGCAGGCUGAUCAGGCCAGGAAGGUCAAAAAAGAGAAGAGCAAAAAGAAGAGGAAGAAGGGCAAGAAAGGAAAGCAUGCUGAAGAGUCAGAAGAUGAUGAUGACAUCCCGGCAGUGCAUUCAGUCAGCACAAUUGUUGAUGCCCCUGAGGUCUGUGUUUAAAAGAAUCUAUAGAAUAGUAGUUACUAUCCUAGUGUCUCAUUUUUAUUUUACUUAGUUUACAUGUUUUAAUAAUUGUAAAGCGCUUAGAGCUUUAUGAUAAGCGCUAUAUAAAAAUGCCUAAAUAAAUAAAUAAAUAAAUGGUGGGGGGGGGGGGGGGGAAUUGUUUUUAACUAGUGUUGGCAUCAAAAUUCAGAAACUUGAUAUUUAAACACAAUACAGGUUUGAAUUUGCUAGCUUUGCAAGGUAGAUAUUGUCUUAUAGGUGAUUUUAAAUUUACAAUAUCAUUAAAAUGCUUAUUAUUACAACAGGUUUGAUUAAAGGCUUAGUUUUAUAAUAAUUUAUUUUUCAAGUCAUAUAAUUAUUAUUUGCAACAAAAUUGUGUGUUCUUGUAUCUCAGGGUGCAAAUGUAUCAGAUAAUGAAGAUGACAGGAAAAAAACUGAUUUGUACAAAGCUCUGGACAUUAACUUGGAUGAGUGAGUUAUCAUUUCAUUGUAUUGGUUUUAUAUGUGUAAGGUGUUUUUUUUAAAUUUUACUACAUAUGAUUCAGUUCCUAUGUAAUAAAGAAAUCUUUCGCUUGUAUACCAUGGUAUAUGCCACAAAAAGGUCUACAUAUUUUCAUUAAAUGUUACUUUAUUUAAACUCAAGGCCUUUAAGAGAUGAUGAAGUUCUCCCUGUCAGAACACAUCACAUUGUUCUUGAAACUUCAAAAGCUGAGGUUGACAAAGAUGUUGAGAAAGAAAAAACAAAAAAGAAGCAUAAAAAGGAUAGGGAAAAGAAGGAAAAAGAUAAGAAAGGAAAGGUAAGCAGUUUAUCAGCAUAUUAAUAUUAGAUGGAAAUCAUUAAUCUUUGUAUUAAGUACUUUCAUGGUAACGUUUAAUCAUUAGUCUUGGCUUUAAGUACUUAGAUUAAUUAGACACGACCAAUCUGUGUCAAUAUAACACUAUAUGUUAAGCUUUAAUACUAAUUUUACAUAAUACACAAAUAAACCUUUUGGCACAUGCCUUCAUCAGUAUAGCAACAAACAUUUAUAUAAGUAUAUUAAAUUUACAUAAUAUAUAUAUACAUAUAUAGGAGUGGGCGCAUGGUAAAGCAGAAAAAACUAAUUUUUUUUAAAUUCAUUUUUUUUUUUUUAAUAUUAAGGACCAGGGACAGUUUUUAACUAAAACAUCUUUUAAAAAUGUUUUCAGAAAGUAAAGAGGAAGCAUAAGAAAUCUGAAAGCAAGGACAGUGGCCCUUCAUUGCUCAUAACAGAAUCUACUGAUGUCCCAGGAACAAUCAGAGAGUCAGAUAUUGUGGAGGAAAUAGCCAGUAAUGAAACAACGCCUGUGGAACAAGAAUCUCCACAGAAAGAGGUGAUUUUUGGAUAUAAUAGGUUCUUCAGUUUAAUUACUUUUUAAAGCCAAUCUUAUCAAAUUUGUUAGAAAUUAUGCCAUCUAUCCAUGUUUUAAAAAAAAAAUAAUAUGUAUUCAAAGGGUGGUGACGACCUUAGUUUCUGGCUGUCAAAUGAUACGACAUCCAGCAAAUCGUUAACAGAUGAGACACCAGCUCUUCAGAAUGGACCAACAGAGAAGAUUUUCACAUCUCCAUCCAAUUCAAGACCCAAAAUAGCUGUUGAAAAUGUUAUAUUAACUUCUGACGAGGAAGAACCGCACACAGAAGAGGCAAGUUAUUUUUUUAAUAUAUUAGUUUUCUUUUGGUGCAACGCUUCAUAUAUAUCUUUUUAUUUUUUCAUAUUGAGAUCAUUUCAUUUUUUUUCCUUCUCAAAAGCAAAUUAGUCAAUAUAAAAUUUUAUCUAGUCCUCCCAUAUUUGUAGGUCGUGUAGUUUUUUUUAUUUGAGGGCUAUGUGAAUUACUUUAGCAGAAACCAAAAAAGAAGAAAGAAAAGAAAUCAAAAAAAGAAAAAGAAAGAGAGAAAAAAGAAAAGAAAAAGGAGAAGAAAAAGCUCAAGGAUAAGCGCAGUGAAUAUGAAGAAGCAGACGGAACAACAACACCUUCCAAAGAAGCCAUAAGUUUAUCACAGCAGCCCACGCCGAAUGAUGUCAAAUUACCAGUAAGUAAACUUUGGUGCAGAAUAAUUGUCAAACAUACGUGUUGCCAAGGAAAUUAAUAAUAUAAAUACAAAGUUAUGUAUUGUUCUGUUAGAAGCCUUCUUGAUCUAAAACACACAUGCAUGUUCAUUUACAAUUAUAAAUAGGGAGUAAGUAUAAUAAAGAAGCAACAUUUUAAAAUACUUAUCUUAUAGAAAAUUAAAAAUUGUAUAAAAGAUAUUUUCAAACUUGUGUGACUUGUAAAAAAGAUGCUAACAAAAUUGUUGAGUAAAUGAGUUAAACCAAAAGUGUGUACUAUGCUGGAGUUGUCCCAAUGAUUGAAUUUAAAAAAAAAAAAUUAUAAUGUGUUAUGUUUACCACCAUUCAGCCAAUGUCAAGUUACCUGCCACUUGCCCAAAGUACAGCCAUAAAGUUGGUGAGUUCACUCUUUUGAAAUUGCCUUUUAUUAUGUUUCACAUGAUCGUCAGUUAAAAAUCAGUCACUAUUCAGUGUGUUUUUUUUAAAUAUAAAAAAGAUGAUAAACACCUGCCUUACCAAUCUUCUAAAUUAAUUAUUUAUUUGUGUUUUACUCCUAGACCUAUGAAACCCGCAUCAACCACCAAAGAAGUGAUCAAAUAGUUGUGUCAGUUGUGUUCACCAACCUAACCAAAGACACAGUCAAAGAUCUUGAAUUUAGUGUGUUGGACACACUUAAUACAAAGCUCAUCAGAGGGGUAAUAAACAGAUCUUUUAUGUAAUAUUUAUUAACUUUCACUACUUUGUUGUUUUUUUGUAAAACUGGCAAUUGCAGAAUUAUUUUGUGUGUGGAUUUGUGUUUGAGGUUGGGCGAGGUUAGAUAUUUAACUGUAAUGUUCUUGAUAUAUAUAUACUUAACAUGCAAAAAAAAAAAAAAAAAAAAAAAAAAAAAAAAAAAAAAAAAAAAAAAAAAAAAAAAAAAAAAAUAAUUACAGAAAUAAAAAGUGAGUGGAUUUGUGUUUGAGGUUGGGCGAGGUUAGAUAUUUAACUGUAAUGUUCUUGAUAUAUAUAUACUUAACAUGCAAAAAAAAAAAAAAAAAAAAAAAAAAAAAAAAAAAGAAACACUGUAAAUAUUAACAAUACAUUAGAAAUGAUAUCACAUGAUUUACAGCAUUUUUAAUUAUGGGAAUUUGCAUUAUAAUUUUAUAAUCUUCAUGGCAUUUAAAAUUACAUCCUCUGUUAUACAUAUAAUAGUCAUUAAAAGAAAAUUACACUUGCAAAUCAAAUUAAUUAAGUGGUAACCUUUAACUUUUAAUCACCCCAUCAUUAAAGAAAAAUAUUUAUCUUACAAAAAAUGAAUACCUCUAAUACUUGAGUAUGUUACAUACUGCCCUAUUAGCAAUUUUUUUUUAAUCUGGAAAAUACUCUGGCUCCAAAAUAGUAACAUUGGGUAGCCAUUUUAGCAUUAAAUUAUAUUUUAGGUAAUACACCUUGCUUUGCACGAUGACUGGCUUCUAGCCAAAGUUUCUGAGCUACUGUUGUUAUCUUCUGGUUUUUAAUCAAAUAUGUAUAUAUGAAGAGUACAAAUUACCAGAUUGUACAUUCUCCAACAUGUGUAUUUUAUCUGCAUUAGAAAUUGAAAUGUUAUAAUAAUUUCAUUUCCAUUUCUUAAUUAACUUAUUUUUUUCCCUUACAAUUCACAAAAUUAUUUAGUAUUGUACUGUGUUCCUCCUAUAUAGAUGGGCCAGAAAUCCCAUGAUGCUGUGAAAGUCCCAUUUGUCCUUCUGCCUGAAGCCCAGAAUGAGGGCCAGUUUGCAUUCACUGUUGACAAAAUUACAAUGCCCCAAAAGUUACGGGGAACUCUAACUUACAUAAUUAAGGCAAGUGGCUAAGUCUACUCUCUGUAAUUUAAACAUAGGAGCCAGAAUGAUCAAUUCAUUGAUCGUGGGUCCUCAAAAUAAAGAAGAAGAAAUAAAAAAUAAAGAAGAAACAUCAGUGUGGUUACUUCAUUACAGUUAAAAUAUAAUUUUGAAUAUGAGACACAGUAAGGAAUAAAUAACUUCUGUUUCAUUUAAGGUAAAAUAUUUUAGAGUUGAUUUAUAUGAACUGAAUUUCAAAGCCAGUUAUGCAUUUUAAAAUGAUACAAUACUAUCCUAGAUGUAUUUAAAGUAACUUUUUUGUUUGUUCUCGGAAUACUUUUAUUUUUUAAGAUAUCUCUACAUCCCAUUUCACAAAAAAUAACUUUCUCCACAGACAGUGGAUGGUUCCACACAUGAUAAAGUUGACUUCAAGAUUAACCUUCCCUGUAGCACUUACCUUGUCACAACAUCAAGCACCAGGUAGAUGUAUAAUUUGCUUACAUAUAGUUUGUAGUGCAUACAUGUACGUAAUAUUAACUUGUAGCAAUAAAUCAAUUUCAUUCAAUAAUGUAUAAUCAAAAAGAAAAUUCUCAUUUAAGUUAAAUCCAAAAUGAAAAGAAUUCGGAAAAUAACAAGAAUUGAAAAGUGACCUUAUAGAAAAUGUUAUUAAGAAAAAGCAAUGAUUGUUAUAAAUUUAAAUUGGAAUAGAUCUAUAUUUUUGGCUACACAGGUUAGUUAACUACUUUAACCCUUACGGUACUGACAUACUUUUUGCUUUUAUUGUCUCAGUACCGGCCAUUAAUUGGCUAAUUCCCUGUGGCUCAGACAUUAUUUUGGACUCAGUCAAAAUUUGAUAGGAUUGUUAAUUUAUUUUGUAACUUUUUUGUUUUAAACAAUUGAUAAUAACAUGUAGAGAAUCAUCUGUUCAGAAAUGGAUAAGGGUGUUAAAAAACACUUCUAAUCCCAAUUAAAGCUCCAUAAUAUUUUCAGAACAAAAGGUUUCAUCAAGUGGGCGUAAGUCGCCAUCAACAAUGGCGAUUAGGUAGCGCCAUGGAAACAACAAAUACAGAUUCGUUAAAAAAACUCAGUAAUUUGUCGAUUUUCAUAAUUUAAAAGGCAAAUUAAAAUUUGACUAUUCCCCUAACGAAUAAACAUUCUGCCCGAGGCUGUGAUGAAACGUUAUAUCCUCAUUUCUGUGUUUAUAUUAGCUACCCCUCUAAGUCAUCAUGAACAAUAGUCAAUAGCGCUGGUAGCGCCAUGGAAACAACAAAUACAGAUCCGCAUAAAAAACUCAGUAAUAGGUCAAUUUUCAUAAUUUAAAAGGCAAAUUAAAAUUUGACUAUUCCCCUAACGAAUAAACAUUCUGCCCGAGACUGGGGUGAAAGGUUAUAUCCUUGUUUCUGUGUUUUUAUUAGAUACCCCUCUAUGUGGCAAAUAGACGUGCUUGGGCCACAGGGAAAACGAUCGGCUGGUGAAAAAAGACGCGCUUGGGUCACAGGGAAAACGAUCGGCUGGUGAAAAAAGACGCGCUUGGGUCACAGGGAAAAAUUAGGUCACUGCAAAAAGACGCGCCGGGUACUGUAAGGGUUAAUAUCUUAAUCAAUGCUUAAUGUUUCCAGUGAUAACUUUGCAUCCCUGUUGGCCAGUGGAGAGAUGAAAGAAAAAGCUUCAAUAAAGUUUACCCCAACAGAUGCUCAGCUGUCCCAUAUGCUGGCUAAAACAUGUUUCUUUUUGCAUUUUAGUGGUGAGACAUUAGUUCAAUGUUAAACAAUUUUCUAAAUAUAUAUUUACAACUGAUAACAAUAUCCCCCCAAAUCUAUAGAUAUGUAUGCACUUUUAAUAUCUAUCAAUUGAUCUUAAAUAUGAUUAAAUCCUGUGAUCAUUAAAGUUUAGGAAUUGUUUCAGAAAUUAAGCUAUUUGUUAUAGUUUUUUGCCACCUCAAUAUUAGCAGGAAAUUGUUUUCAAUUCUGUAUUAUUAAAAAAAAAAAGUUCUUUGCAAAAUUACUGUGUGGCUUUUUUCAUUAUAACCUUUUCAUAAAAACACAAAGUUACCAUCAAAUUCAUUGCAAUUUCUAGCCAAAUGUUUUAAAGUAACAAGUCCUGAAACUAUGAGUUUGAUAGUGGACCAGAUUAUAAAGUUAUUAAGCAUAACUCAUCUGCCAAAAAACUAAAAUGAUGUCAUUACAUUGUUCCUUGAUUCUCAACUUUUCUAGUUGUGGAACAAGUAGAAAACAGUGCCUCACUGUACAGCCGCUCAAUACAGGGACAUCCAGUGUGUUUACUAGUCAAAUAUGUAAGUUUCAUCCUCUUAGGAGGUCUAAACACUGUCAAAUUAUAUAGCUAUACAUUUCUAAGUUAGAGAAAAGCACAAUGUAGCAAAUUUAAAUAUUUACUUUUCUUACUUUUGAUAUUGGAAUUUGAAAUCCCUCGUUCACUUUACUGACUAUUUAAUUUAUUACCAUGGGAGUGGUAUCCAUGACUUAUCACUUUCUUUGCACAAUUUAGAAAUUAAAUAUCAAACUACAAUUUUAAAAAAAUAUUUAUUCUAUUAAGUGUUAUCGACUGGUGUAUACAAAACGAUAUCAACCAAUAUACUUGUAUUUCCUUUCUUUUUAUACAGGCUGAAGGCAGCCUGAUUGUAGAAGGCAAAAGUUCAGACCAGACAUUCCUCUCCAACAUUCUAGAUGAUAUGAAAACAUUGUUGUCACAAGCCUCCUAACAUUAACCCUUGUGCUGCUGCACAUCUGUGAUAUUAGAUAGAGGAGUGCAAGCAAGCUUCCAGUGCAACCUUUAAGUUCUUUGGUUUAAUUAGGAGGAGCCUGAUGGCAGAGGAGAUGAAGGAAGCCACUUCUGAUAAAGCUAAUCGUCCUUCAUAAAUUGACACCACCACCAAACUUUAAACAUUUAAUUAAGGUGGCUGAUCAAUCCAAGCUUAAGAAGUGCAAAAUUCCUAUGCAAAAAAAAAAAAAUAAAAAAAAAAUUAAAACACCCUACUUGUCCUGCUCACAGGAAACAGAUACUUCUUUUUUUGCCACUUGCUCCUCCGAAAGUGUUAAUUAUGUUUGUUCUUGUGAUUGUUGCCUCAUUAAUUUUUUUAUUGUUGUAUAAAUACGAAACUUAUUUUCAUUUCUGACAGUCCCUUUUCAGUGGGGAUUGCUUCUAGUGGUAACUGAUGACUCAGAUGAUUGAGUGAUUCAUUCCAAAAAUAAUAGUUUUCAACAGUGGAAAUGUACUGAACUCAUUGUUUAUUUGUAUAAAUCUCUUAACAAAGCCAUAAUGUUGACUUAUUAGCUAAGGAAAAUAUUAUUUUGAUCCCUAGCUUAGUUACUAGGAUGUGCGAUUAUCAACUAGAUAAUAAGACCAUCAGACUAAUGUAAUUUCCUGAACAUAUUGAUGUAUUUAUUUUUAAAUCUCUAAUCCUUGAUUCACCCCUGCUAUGCUGUUAGGCUUCAAAAUCAUUUAUACAAAAGUUAAGAAAGAAGAAUUAUGAAAGUAAAUUUUUUGAAAAUUAAAUAAAAAUGUUUUCCUUGAGAUUUUAGUAAGUGGUUGAGUAAAUUGUUGUUUUACAACUCAGACAGUUAUUUGAAAACAUUGAUCAUUUAUUAUUUCCACCCAUUUAUUCAAAAGAAACUUGUAGUUCAAAGCAAGCAAACCUCUUAGAAUUAUAAAUAUUAUAAUAAUAAUUUUAUAAAUAUUUGGAAACUUAUUGUAACAGUAUGAAGCAUUAGCACUAUAUGGUUAUUGUAAAAAAUGAAAUAGUAUUUAACAAUCUUUUGCUAAUGACAAUAUAAUCCACAAAAUCUUGAUAUUUCAAAAUUUUUCAACAUGUGAAGUAUCUUUUAUAAUAUUUCCAGUUUAUAAGAGCAUAUGAAUAAUUUGUUACAUAUUUGUUUAUAGUAUAGUAUUACCCUAAAAGCUCAAAUCAAUUAUAAAAAAAAAAAAAGAAAUAAUUAAAAAUUGAUAUAUUCAUUUCAUGAGAGUAAUUUUAAAAUUUUUCAAAAUGUGAAGUAUCUUUUAUAAUAUUUCCAGUUUAUAAAAGCAUAUGAAUAAUUUGUUACAUAUUUGUUUAUAGUAUAGUAUUACCCUAAAAGCUCAAAUAAAUUAUAAAAAAAAAAAAAGAAAUAAUUAAAAAUUGAUAUAUUCAUUUCAUGAGAGUAACAUUUUUUUUUGUUUAAAAUAAGAAAAAAUGAAUAUUUAGCAACAAAAUGUAUUAUUCACUAUUUUAAAAUUAAUCAUGUGUAUGAAAUAUUUUUAGUGCUACCAUGUAGUCUAAAUCUCUUUUUUAGUAGGGUAUACAAUAUAUUAGCUAUACAAAUAAGGCCAUUAAAAAAAACAACAGAUCUCUGCUGUAUGCUUUAAAAAAAAACGCUUGAAAGAUAUUUUUUAUUGUGUUAUUGAAGCAGUUCCACAUUUCCUAACUAGAAUUGCAGAUUUUAGGGCCUCACCAGAUUUUUUAGCCCAGAUAUAUGCUGAAGGGAUUAAAUAUCUAUAAACAAGGUGUAAAAAUAAAAAUCCCCAAGACUGUCAUAAGGUAAACAUUAUUUCCCCAUGCAUUAAAAGGCUUGAGAUUAAAAAAAAGCAACAUUUUUAUAAUUUAAUUUAUAUUAAGGGCUCUUGUUUCAGUUCUGUUAUAUUUUUUUUUACAAAAGAAGCAGUUGGUUCACUCUAAAUGUUUAUGAUUUAUUACCUAUGGAGUCUUGUGUAAAUGUUUCAUAAAAUCAUAAUGUAUGUAGUAGUCCAUUAAAAAAAAUUUAGAAGGGGUUUGUUUGAAAAUGAAUUUUUUUUCAUUUUGUUUAUUCCUAGAAUUAAUGUUGUACAUUGAUUGAAAAUUGUGCAAUAGUUGAAAAAGAAAAUCAUAUUGAGGAUUUUUCCCUCAUCCAUUCUUGGGGUC